UAACAUUUUGUCUUUGUCUUCAGAUUUAAAAACUGUUUCUUGCGGGUUUGUUUACAAUGUUUACAAAUAAAUUGGUUUCGAAAACGUUAAUUAGGUAUAUUUAAGUUACAAGGGUCAAACCUUGUUUGUUAAGGGUUUUUCUAAAUAAGUAUACAAACACUAAAAUGCCGCGAGGAAAGACGAAACAAUCGGACACGAAUGACGAAAAAGAAAUUAAAAGCGAAACUGAAAAUGUUAUAAAACCAAUAAAAAAAGAAGAAAUCAGUGGGAAGAUAGACCUUAAUAAGUUUAAGUUUGAAAAGAAAUCGAAAAUAAAAAUAGAGUUUGACAAUGAUGAGAAUACACAGAAAGUGGACAAUAAGGGCCUAUGGGAACCAUCUAAUUGGAGGCAGUUUCUGGACAACUUGAGGAUGAUGCGUUCAAAAAAUGAUGCUCCAGUAGACUCAAUGGGUUGUCAUAUGACAAUGGAUGAGAAUGCACCACCUAAAGUGAUAAGAUAUCAAACACUUAUAUCAUUGAUGUUAUCAAGUCAAACAAAGGAUCAAGUAACUUUUGCUGCUAUGGAGAGAUUAAAAGAAAGAGGCUUGUCUGUUGACAAUGUUCUUGCUAUGAGCGAUGAAGAAUUGGGCAAAUUAAUUUAUCCUGUUGGAUUUUGGAAAACAAAAGUAAAAUACAUUAAGAAAACAACACAAACAUUGAAGGAUCAAUAUGGUGGAGAUAUACCAAAUUCUGUGGAAAAACUUUGCAAGCUUACAGGAGUGGGUCCGAAAAUGGCACACAUUUGUAUGAAAGUAGCCUGGGACAAGGUGACUGGUAUUGGUGUUGAUACUCAUGUUCACAGAAUAAGUAAUAGAAUAGGUUGGGUCAAAAAACCCACAGCCACUCCAGAGGACACAAGAAAAUCUCUUGAAUCCUGGCUCCCAUUUGAAUUAUGGAGUGAAGUAAAUCACCUUAUGGUGGGAUUCGGACAAACUAUUUGCUUACCACUCGGACCUUCUUGCGAUAAAUGCUUAAACAAAGAUAUUUGUCCAUCCAGUGGUAAAUUAAAGAGAUCUCCGAAUAAAAAAUCACCUUUGAAACACUCAACAGAUGUCAAAGAAACUAAAUUAAAUAUUAAAGAAGAACCAAUGGAAUCACUGGUAGAAAUCAAAGUUGAAAAUUUAAAAGUUGAACCAAAAGAUGAUAGUGUUGAACAUUGUGAUGAAAGUCAAUCACAAAAUAUUCCAGUUUCUGAAUUUGAAUCUAAAGAAGAAACUGUUGUCACAUCGCAAAAACUGCAAUUAAAAAGGAAAUCUCCUAGAAAUAAAAUAACUAAUGAUAAUGUAACUGAUAUAAAUGAAUCGAAGAUUAAUUUAAGAGUAAAGAAAAAGAAAUCGUACAAAGAAUAGUAUUCACUAUGCAUGUUCUUA
Molecule: messenger RNA, 1409 nt
Organism: Papilio polytes (common Mormon)
Lineage: Eukaryota; Metazoa; Arthropoda; Insecta; Lepidoptera; Papilionidae
Gene: Nthl1
Product: endonuclease III-like protein 1
Exons: 6
Coding region: 165-1388 (407 amino acids)
Biological process (GO): nucleotide-excision repair; base-excision repair; base-excision repair, AP site formation
Cellular component (GO): nucleus
Molecular function (GO): 4 iron, 4 sulfur cluster binding; oxidized pyrimidine nucleobase lesion DNA N-glycosylase activity; DNA binding
Source: RefSeq, a predicted model, not a curated record